CCUUGGGGAUCGCAUCGGUGAACCCCAGAUUGCGUGGGACUAGAUCGAGCAGACUGCCCGAGUGUUGGAAGAUCUAUGUACCCAUGGACAAUUAUCCCAGACUGGCUUCUCAAUUGCUUCGAAAGGAAGCCUACGAGUGGUGGAAGAGGACGGAUGAGAGCGCGGGAACCCCUAAGCCGUGGACAUGGGCACAUUUCGAAUGGGCAUUCAAGCAAGAAUAUAUUCCGAAACGAUUCAGCGAGGAAAGACGUAAAGAAUUUUUCGAUCUGGAACAGGGAGACAUGACACUCCCUGAAUAUCGUCAGAAGUUUACCAAACUCGCAAAGUUUGCACCAACCUUAGUAAAUACCCCAACCGAUCGCAUUGAGGAGUUCAGGAAGAAACUUCGACCUGACCUCAGGUCACGUGUAUCCGUUCUAACCACUGUGGAUUUCGCGGAGGCCUACGAUCUCAUUGCCAGGGCAAACAGCGACUUGAGUGCUUGCAUUGAGUAUCUGAAGACAAACAAUGUCAGCUCAAGCACUCACCGUCCCACCGGCUCUGCCUCAAAAGGGAAAAGGCCCUUUCAAGAACCUAGGAAUUCACAUUUCUCUAAAAAGGGAAAAUCUGUACAAACCCAGUCGAUGGCAUCCGUUGAUAAGUCCAAAAAGCGGAGGUAUCCAGCUUGCGAGCACUGUGGAAGGAAUCACCCUGGAGAAUGCUGGCUUAAGCAAGGGUUGUGUCUCAGCUGUGGAAAACCAGGACACUUUCGAAAGGAGUGCCCUACAAACCCCGGAGAACCGUAUCCACCUGCCCCUGUUCUUAGUCAAGCAGCAUCGGCACGACCCGCACCAAGUCAACGCUCAACAGCGGGGUCUAAUCCAGCCAAGAAUCAGAACCAACAACACGGACGAGCUCCUGCUCGUACAUAUGCAAUGAAAGCACGAACUGAGGAGAACCCUGACGUCAUCCAGGCCAUUCCAGCUACAAUGUCGCAAGGCGUGGCGCGUCUCUUGAGCGUGCUAAAGAGGUUUGCAGACUUUCAGUUCACCCUCCUCAGGAAACGCUAUGGUCCCCAAAUCACGGAGAUCUUCGAGUUCCCUAUAAAUGUGGUAUUGACCCCUUUCACGCUUCCCUUCGAAAUUGCUGGCUCCGCCCAACGCGGCUUUGGCGUCCCCGAAUUCAUUUCUAAGCUAUCUUAUUCAGCAAUUUUUGCAGUAGCUACGCUGGGAACUUGUGAUGUUGCAUUGGAGCUGGGAAAGAAGUUUGUUUGUACAAGUGACUGUAGGAUCUGCAAUGGCUGGAAGGCUUUGCAGUGCACAAUGUGCAAGGGUUCAGGGAUGGUGCAAUACCAGGUCAAAGAUUACCACCUGCAAAGUGCCGAGAAACCAACAGUGGAAUGUAUUGCAAAUGCCAUAGCUGAGAACCGAGCAGAGUUAGUGCACUUUCCGUCAGCAGUGGAUCUUCCUGUGCCACUUCCAUUUAAAGAUUGUCCAACCUGUAGUGGAUCCGGCUCUAUGAUCUGCCCAGAAUGCAAAGACAAGCCAGCAGUCAAGCUAUCUACUGAUAAUAUAGUGGAGCCGCCAUGGAUACCUUUUAACAUAAUGAAAAAGAUAGACUACCCUUAUGAGCAUAUAGUUGACAGUAUGAAAGAUCCCAGUAUUGCAGCAUUUUGGUUGAUUACCCUGCCUCAGGUUGUUGGAGGUUUUGAAUAUGAUGAUGAUAUCAAGAGGAAGAUUUGGUGGCAGUACAAGGAAUCUAUGCGAUAUGAUCAACUGAGGGAUGAGGUUGCCAAGCGGAAGCCAGGGUGGGAGUACUUGCAAGAUGCCUUGAUGUCAAUCGAUCCUGUCCGUGCUAGGGAUGAUCCUGUUGUUGUAAAAAAUAUCCCUUAUUACAGAGCUAAGAAGGUGCUAGAAGCUGAAGUAAUGAAGCUUGACCCUCCGCCACGUCCCCGAGAUUGGGGAGAGUUGAACCUUCCACUCAGUUCAUCUUCUUGGAGUGAAGAAGAUCUCAAAGAUCCAACAAGAUUCUAUGAAAUGACGGUUCUUCUUAAUGCCCAGAGAGAAAUUGCAGAGCAGAUGCUGGAUGCUCAGUGGGAAGCUAAGUGGCGGGAAGAAAAGCUGAACAAAUUGCUGGAAGAGAAGGUGCGGCCAUACCUUCAGAAUGUUGACAAUAGUGUGCUUUCUCGGCCGAUUUUAGUAAAGAAUGAUGCCCAAAAGAAACCCCACAGGCAAAGACGGUGGUGGAUCUUUUGAUGAGAUCUAUUUAAUCAUAGCCUCUGCAUUCUGUAAUGCAUGUGUACCAGCCUAUCUUUCAUCUUGCUCCCUGGAAUAUUUAUUUAUUUAUUUAUUAAAAAAGACACUUGGUUUUAAUGUUGUACCAAAUUCUGAUUAUGCAAUGAACUUCAAAAAGUGAGCAAUUUCAUUAAUGUUAACAGAAAGAUUACACUAAAGAAGUUGCAUGGUA
This is a messenger RNA of Cuscuta campestris, 2445 nucleotides long. The record is from the annotation of a GenBank genome assembly. NCBI's taxonomy places the organism in Eukaryota, Viridiplantae, Streptophyta, Magnoliopsida, Solanales, Convolvulaceae.